AUGGAGAUGUUCAGAGAAGGAGGGUCCACAUCACGACCCCCAAUGCUGGAAGGUGCCAAUUACCCAUACUGGAAAACCAAAAUGCGAGCAUUCUUGAGGGCGCUGAAUGAAAGAGUUUGGAUGGCCAUAGAAGAUGGUUGGACAUGCCCAACGAUGAUGGAUAACGGUGUCACCAAACCAAAACCUAUGAGCUUGUGGACUCCAUAUGAGAUGGAGAGGGCCAAUUUUAAUUCGAAGGCCAUGCAUGCUUUGUUCAAUGCAGUGUCCACAAAUCAAUUGAAGGUCAUUGCGAACUGUGAGAUGGCCAAAGAGGCUUCCGAAAAACUACGAAUUAAAAACGAAGGAACGGAUGCAGUAAAGAAAUCUCGUCUUCGUACUUUAGCAAAAGCCUUUGAAGAUUUAUCAAUGGAGGAAGAAGAAACGGUGGCUGAGUUCCAUGCCAAAUUGUGUUACUUAUCAAAUGAGUCUUAUGCUUUGGGAAAGACUUAUUCAAAUGCAAAGUUGGUUCGUAAAGUUCUUGGAGUUUUACCUAGGAAAUUUAUGUCUAAAGUAACCUCCAUUGCAGAAAUGAGAAACGUGGAGGAACUGGAUCUUGAUAAACUGAUUGGAUCCUUGCAGAAUUAUGAAAUGUCAUUAACAAGAUGGAAGAAAGAAAAAAAUAAGAAGGAUGUGAACAAAGAAAAAGGGGACAACAACAUUGCGUUCAUUCACAAAGAAGAUAAGAAAUCUAUCCCAGAUUUGUCUGCUAGUUUCUCAGAUGAAACUGUAGAUUUGCUGACCAAGAAUUAUGAAAAAUUCUUGAAAAAGAAGUACAAGAAACUGUGUUCUGAGGGUAAGGAAAAUGCUUCCAAAAGAAAUCCUCUUGGGAAUUUCUGGCAUGGUCAGCAAUCCAGUGACAAUAAGAGCAUGGGCAUUCAGUGUAGAGAAUGUGAUGGGUUCGGACACAUUCAGGCCGAGUGUGCCAACACUCUCAAAAAGAAGAAAGCCCUUGUUGCCAACUGGAGCUAUAGUGACGAAGAAAAAGAUUCUAUUGCAAGCAAAAGUUCUGAUGAGGAUAAACAGGUAGUGGCUUUCAUGGCUCAAAGUCAUCAGUUUGUUGAAUCUGAGGAUGAUGGAGUCUCCACUGUGUCUGAAGUCGACAGUAAUGGAAGACAAAAUGCAUAUGAAGAGAUGUUUGCUCAGUGGGAAUAUAUGACCAAGCAGAUUAGUGGUCUGAAUAGUGCCAAGGAGCAGAUAGAGUCUGAAAAAGUCAAGCUGGAGGACACUGUUAAGAAUCUCAACAAACUUCUUGAUGAGAAGGACAAUGAGAUCUACAAGCUUUCAUCUGAACUCAUAAGAGCUAAAUAG
Messenger RNA from Cannabis sativa, 1347 nucleotides. RefSeq lists its product as uncharacterized. The record is from RefSeq and is a predicted model, not a curated record. NCBI's taxonomy places the organism in Eukaryota, Viridiplantae, Streptophyta, Magnoliopsida, Rosales, Cannabaceae. The transcript has a single exon. Bases 1 to 1347 code for a protein of 448 amino acids.